CUCUGUAACUUUCCUUUUUCUUGUUUCUGGGUGUUUAUUGGGUUUUGAUUUCAGACUUACACUUAGUUGGAAACCCCAUUCCCAUUUUUCAUUAUAAUAUUCAUUGCUUGAAGCUUGGAGGGAUUCUCCCCAAUUGUGGUCAUAGGAGAUUCAAACACCCCCUUUGGCCCUUUCCAUCAAUCAGAUUGAUGUUUGAUUGAGUUGAGGAUAUGGAAAUUUAGCUCUCUCUUCCUCAGUCCCUCUUGUUUAAAGAGAAAAAGGGAAUGUGCUUUCUUUUUUCUUCUUCUUAGUCUCUGGUGAGCUGUUGCUUAGCUAAUGUCAUUGUUUGUCCAUGUCUACUUUAUGCUCUGAAAGGUUCACUUUUCUUGUCUGUGGGUAGGCAUUUUCCUUUUUCUUUUUUUCUUCACUGCAUUUGAGUAAGCUUGAUCCUAGGGUUUUUGAGAGGAAGAGUGUUCAGUGUAGCUGGUGCCAUAUCAGAUUUUAUGCCUUGUGCACAGUAUUUAUCCUUUCACUUUGUGUCCAUGGGAUGCUGCAACCAGAGGCAUCUGUUGCUUUAACACCCUCUCAGGUCUAUAAAGCUGCAAAGGUUGCUUGUUCCUUGUUGAGUCUGCAAGAUAUCACCAGUCAAUUUUGGUCAAAGCCACAGACUUUGCCUUUACCUUCAGUUAUUUCCUUUACUUCCAUUUCUAGUUAAAGCCCUGCUCUACUUCCAACUCUUUAGUCUUGAGUGGGGGAUUCAUUUGAGUCCAGAGUUUCAGAGAUUUAAGCUUUUGAAUUCCAAAAUGGGUAGUCAUGACAAUGAGGAUAUGGGGUUCCAACAUAGGAAUGAGGGUAGUCUGAAUUGUCCCUCUUCAGGGAUGAGCACCAAUCCAGUGCCUGAAAAGGUUUCAAGAAUGGCAAUGAGUUCAGGUUCUAUUUUUAAGCCUUCAAAUGCACCUGACCCUUUCUUUGGUUCUGGUUGGGAUCCACUUGUUUCAUUGAGUCAAAGUGAUAACUUUGGAGGUUCCUCAGUUGCUUCUCAGAGUGAAUUUACCAAUCCUCCUUACCCCAUAGCGAUGGAAACUCAGGGAAUGAGUAGCACUUCCCACCUUGUUCAAUAUCCAUCUGAUUCGAGUUAUGUUGAGAUGGUUCCAAAGCUUCCAUGUUUUGGAAGUGGGAGCUUCUCAGAAAUGGUGGGUUCUUUUGGCCUGCCUGAGUGUGCUGGGAUAUCUAACCCUGGGUGUGUUGCAAACUAUAACCCAAACAGGGAUGGGGGCAUGGAUAGGACUUCAACAAUGGGUGCUCAAUCGCAUGAUGAUCGCCAAAUAUCAGAAGAGGGUGCUUUAGGAUCUUCACCUAAUGGCAAGAGAAGGAAGCGGGUUCCUGAGUCCAGUCCAAAUAAGAAUGCUGAAGGAGAACUUAACAAGGAUAUGUCUGGGGAAAGCUCUGAUUAUCUGAAAGAACAAGAUGAGAAAAAGACCAAACUUGAAGAAAACACGGCUGCAAAUUUGCGUGGUAAGCAGGCAGGCAAACAGACCAAAGACACUUCCCAAAGUGGAGAUGCUGCAAAAGAUAGUUACAUUCAUGUGAGAGCCAGAAGGGGCCAGGCUACAAAUAGUCAUAGCCUUGCAGAAAGGGUAAGAAGAGAAAAGAUAAGUGAGAGGAUGAGAUUGCUUCAAGAACUUGUUCCGGGGUGCAAUAAGAUUACUGGGAAGGCGGUAAUGCUUGAUGAGAUCAUCAACUAUGUGCAAUCUCUGCAACAGCAAGUUGAGUUUUUGUCAAUGAAACUCGCAACAGUUAAUCCAGAAGUGAACAUUGAUAUAGAACGGAUUCUAUCGAAAGAUAUUAUGAAUUCAAGGAAUGGCAGUGCAGCUAUUUUUGGGUUUAGUCCUGGUAUGAACUCUUCCCACCCAUACGCUCAUGGUAUGUUCCAGGGAACCUUGCCAAAUAUGCCAAGUACAGCUCCACAGUUUCCUUCCAUGCCUCAGACUGUAAUGGACAAUGAGCUCCAAGGUCUAUUCCAUAUGGGUUUUGAUUCGAGUUCGAAUAUCGAUAGCUUGGGACAAAAUGCAAGUCGCUUGAAACCGGAGCUAUAAUCUCUGGAACAGAUAUUGGGGGUGUACUCCCUCCCAACAAGGAUUCAAAUUUUCGUUAACUGUAUUUGACUCGGUUAGAGAAAAGAAAGAGAUAUUUCUUCAGUUGUAUAGGGUCUCAGUUCCUAAUUGUGUGUUCUUCGAAGUUUUAGCAGAAGAAGAUGACUUGUUAUAUCCCGAACUGUGUAUAAUCAGGCAAGAAAGCAAGAGUUUGGUUGGUGAAGAAGAUGAUUGUUUGUUGUUGGUGUUGUAGAAUAGGACCAUGCAUGAAAGCUUUUGGGGGAAACUUCGGAAGAAUUGUUUUCUUUUGUAGAGUGCACCAUUAUAAGCAAAU
Molecule: messenger RNA, 2406 nt
Organism: Fragaria vesca subsp. vesca
Lineage: Eukaryota; Viridiplantae; Streptophyta; Magnoliopsida; Rosales; Rosaceae
Product: transcription factor bHLH74-like
Exons: 8
Coding region: 783-2075 (430 amino acids)
Biological process (GO): regulation of DNA-templated transcription
Cellular component (GO): nucleus
Molecular function (GO): DNA-binding transcription factor activity; protein dimerization activity
Source: RefSeq, a predicted model, not a curated record